AUGGAAUUGAUUCACACUAAGCCAGUUGAUGAGGUACUCAAAGUGCUUGAUGUGUCACCGGACGUAGGAUUAAGCGAUAGUCAAAUUGAGGAAAGAUCAAAGAAAUAUGGAUUAAAUGAAUUGCCACAUGACGAGGGUAAACCUUUGUGGAGACUCGUUUUAGAACAGUUUGAUGAUUUACUAGUCAAAAUUCUUCUGGCCGCAGCCGUUAUUUCAUUUGUUUUGGCCUUAUUUGAAGAUAGCGAGGAUUCAACGACAGCUUUUGUAGAGCCCUUUGUGAUCCUUUUGAUUCUUGUGUUGAACGCGAUUGUCGGAGUUUGGCAGGAAAGAAACGCUGAAUCAGCUAUUGAAGCUUUAAAAGAAUAUGAAUCAGAUGACGCGAAAGUUAUCCGUCAAAAUCAUGAGGGAAUUCAGCGAAUCAAAGCCAAAAAUCUUGUGCCCGGAGAUAUAGUUGAAGUAUCAAUUGGUGAUAAAGUUCCUGCUGAUAUUCGAAUUAUCAAAAUAUACAGUACUAAUCUACGCGCUGACCAGUCUGUUUUGACUGGUGAAUCUGUGUCAGUUGUAAAAUUUACAGAACCCAUCAAUGACACUAAAGCUGUUAAUCAGGAUAAAAAGAACAUCCUAUUCAGUGGAACCAAUUUAGCUUCAGGAAGAUGCCUUGGUAUUGUUUUUGCAACUGGUCUAAACACAGAGAUUGGUAAAAUCCGCAAUCAAAUCAUGGAGACCGAGCAUGAAAAGACUCCACUUACCCAAAAGCUAGAUGAGUUCGGAGAACAGUUGUCAAAGGUCAUUACCCUUAUUUGUAUCGCUGUGUGGUUAAUCAAUAUCGGUCAUUUCAAUGAUCCGGCUCAUGGUGGCUCUUGGAUUAGAGGUGCGAUAUACUACUUUAAGAUUGCAGUAGCCCUUGCUGUCGCUGCAAUUCCUGAAGGUUUACCAGCUGUUAUUACAACUUGUCUUGCUCUGGGCACGCGUCGUAUGGCUCGCAAGAAUGCUAUUGUUCGUUCCCUACCUUCGGUUGAAACUCUAGGUUGCACGAGUGUCAUCUGCUCAGAUAAGACUGGCACUCUCACGACGAACCAAAUGACUGUCUGUCGAAUGUUCACUUUCCUUGGGACUCAGGUUGGUUCAGGAGAUCCUAAAUUAGGCUUCCAGUUCGAUGAAUACGAGAUUAGUGGCUCCAAGUAUGCGCCAGAGGGUGAAGUGCUGAAGGAUGGGAAGAAGUUCAACUGUGCUUCAAACCCCUGUUUGGUUGAGUUAGCCGAUAUUUGUGUGCUGUGUAACGACUCAGCUCUUGAAUAUAACACCACAAAGCAUGUUUUUGAAAAGGUCGGUGAGGCUACAGAAACAGCACUGACAUGUUUGGUUGAGAAAAUGAAUGUUACUGGUAUUGAUAAGUCCAGAUUGACCAAGAGAGAACUUGCAAUGGUUUGUAACCGUGAAAUUACCAAAUCAUUCAAGAAAGAAUUCACCAUGGAAUUCUCCCGAGAUCGUAAAUCUAUGUCAGUUUAUGUGACAAAACGUGAUGAUACUCAAGGUUCGGGAAAGUUGUAUGUUAAGGGUGCUCCUGAGUCCAUCCUCGAUCGUUGCACUCAAAUGCGUACCCCAAAUUGUACCAUUCCACUCACUGCUCCAAUGAAGAAUGAGAUUCUCUCUAAAGUUGCCACCUACGCCACAGGUCGUGAGGCUAUGCGAUGCCUAGCUCUCGCCACUGUUGACAAACCUCCAGCGGCAUCUGAAUUUAAACUCGAGGAUUGCAAUGGAUUCAAGGACUACGAGACUAAUAUGACCCUAGUUGGUGUCGUUGGUAUGCUCGAUCCGCCAAGACCUGAGGUUGCUGAAAGCAUUCGUCUCUGCAAGCGGGCUGGAAUUAGGGUUAUCGUAAUUACCGGAGACAAUAAGGCUACCGCUGAGUCUAUCUGUCGUAGAAUUGGCUUAUUUGAGGAGAAUGAGAAUACGGAGGGCAAGUCAUUCACUGGACGAGAAUUUGACGAACUCACUCCCAAUGAGAUGGCUAAGGCUGUUCGGAAGGCGAAACUCUUUGCUCGGGUUGAACCUGCUCAUAAGAGCAAGAUUGUGUCCUUCUUGCAAGCUGAUAACGAAAUCUCGGCCAUGACUGGUGAUGGUGUUAACGACGCGCCUGCCCUGAGAAAAGCCGAAAUUGGUAUCGCCAUGGGAAGCGGAACAGCUGUUGCAAAGUCUGCCUCAGAAAUGAUUCUCGCCGAUGAUAACUUCUCUACCAUUGUUGCUGCCGUUGAAGAGGGCCGUGCCAUCUACAAUAACAUGAAACAAUUCAUUCGUUACCUCAUCUCGUCCAAUAUUGGUGAAGUUGUGUGUAUCUUCCUGACUGCUGCCCUGGGCUUGCCCGAAGCAUUAAUUCCAGUUCAACUUCUAUGGGUGAAUUUGGUCACUGAUGGUCUGCCCGCCACCGCACUUGGCUUCAAUCCUCCCGACGUUGAUAUUAUGGAGAAACCACCAAGAAAUUCAAAGGAACCUCUUAUUAGUGGAUGGCUCUUCUUGAGAUAUCUCGUUGUUGGUGCGUAUGUUGGAGCUGCGACUGUAGGUGCAUCUGCUUGGUGGUUCUUGGUCAAUCCGGAUGGUCCGAAGGUAUCCUACUACCAACUUACCCAUCAUCUCAAGUGCACUGUGGAUAAAGCUGCAUUUGAGGAUGUUGAUUGUGCUAUUUUCUCAAGUUCCAAGCCCAUGACUCUGGCACUCUCAGUUUUGGUUGUUAUUGAGAUGCUCAAUGCCUUGAACAGUCUCUCGGAGAAUCAAUCUCUGAUUGUCAUGCCACCGUGGAAGAAUAGGUGGCUCCUUGCUGCUGUCGCUCUUAGUAUGGUUCAACAUCUUGCGAUCUUGAACAUACCAUUCUUUGCGAAUGUAUUCCAAAUCCAACCAUUGAACCUUAUUGAAUGGGCGGUAGUGCUGAAAAUAUCAUUCCCUGUCUUGUUGCUUGACGAAACCAUGAAGAUGCUCUCUCGAUGCUUCCAGAAUGGGCGUGCAUUCCUUAUGGAGGCCUCCCUUGUCAUUCUUGCUUGGGCUGUCUUCUUUGGGACUAUCAUCGUGUCACCAUUGUAA
Rodentolepis nana is the source of this 3075-nucleotide messenger RNA. The record is from the annotation of a GenBank genome assembly. Lineage: Eukaryota; Metazoa; Platyhelminthes; Cestoda; Cyclophyllidea; Hymenolepididae.